AUGGCUGACGCGACAGCCCCUCGCCAAUACGUCCCCCUGACCUGCCAUGGCCAUUCACGGCCAGUCCCCCACUUGAGCUUCUCUCCGCUCGAGAAGGAAGAUGUGUACUAUAUGAUCUCAGCAUGCAAAGAUGGCAACCCGAUGCUCCGCGACGGUCAGACAGGCGACUGGAUUGGGACUUUCCUCGGCCACAAGGGCGCUGUGUGGCAAGCAAGACUGAGCCCCGACGCUACGACCGCUGCAACGGCAUCGGCCGACUUUACUGCAAAGAUCUGGGACACCCACACUGGAGAGCUGCUGUACGUCCUGCAACAUGAUCAUAUCGUCCGGGCCAUCGCCUACCCAUAUGACCAAUCCGGCAUGAUUGCGACUGGCGGUUUCGAAAAGAAGCUUCGGAUUUUCGACUUGCAGGACCAGCAGCCUCCUGGGGAGCAGUCGUCGGCGAACUCUAAUGUUGUCAACCCAACUACUGUCGAGGCUUCGCGGGCGUUCGAGAUCGGCGAGGGUGUGCACAAGGAAGCCAUCAAGUUCAUCGUCUGGGCUAAGGAUCCUCGUGUCAUCAUCACCGCAUCGGGUGACACCCUUCGUUGGUUCGAUCUGCCCACUAGGCGUUGUGUCCGCGAGGUGAGGCUCGAGGGCGAGAUCAAGUCGUGUGAGCUUGUGUCCCUCGCUUCCACGCACAGCGCGCCGACAGACAUUGGUGGCGGCCUUCCUGUCCUGGCAGUGGCUGCGGGGAAGACGGCAUACUUUUGGGGCGGUUUGAGGGCCGAGGACGAACUGAAGCAAAUCAAGCUGCCUCACGGAAUUGCGAGUGUGGGCCUUGAUCUCAAAGGCAGGAAGUUUGUGGUCGGAGAGGAACCAGGCACUUGGGCCCGAGUCUACAGCUGGGAUGAUACGAAGGAGCUUGACGUGCACAAGGGCCACCACGGCCCAAUUUGGUCUAUCGCCUUUUCGCCGGACGGAAACUUGUACGCCACGGGGUCGGAGGAUGGUACCAUCAAGAUGUGGAAGAACUGUGAAGGGUUUUACGGGCUCUGGCGAGGGGGCGUGUCGGUUAAUGGCACAGACUAG
Molecule: messenger RNA, 1071 nt
Organism: Parathielavia appendiculata
Lineage: Eukaryota; Fungi; Ascomycota; Sordariomycetes; Sordariales; Chaetomiaceae
Product: WD40 repeat-like protein
Exons: 2
Coding region: 1-1071 (356 amino acids)
Biological process (GO): spliceosomal snRNP assembly
Cellular component (GO): SMN complex
Molecular function (GO): RNA binding; protein binding
Source: RefSeq, a predicted model, not a curated record